AGUUCAGAACGAGGCUCCUCUUCGCUUAGAAUCGAAAGAUAUGGCGGAAGUAAAUUUGGUGGCGAUUAUUUGGCUUGUUGGAAAACUUUCGAUGCUCAAUUGAUUUUGUGUGAAAACCCUAGAGCAGUCGAGACGUAAUACGCGAAUGGAGCAAGACCUUGACAAUGUUGAACGUGAAAAAUCAGCCAUCGAUGAGAUAACAAAAACCUUGAAUGAAGUCCACUUCGCUAGCACGAUCAAGUUGAACGUUGGUGGUAAAAUUUAUAAAACAACACUGGACACUCUGAGAAAGGAUCCGGAUUCCAUGCUGUGUGCGAUGUUUUCUGGAAGGUUUGAGUUAAAAGCGGACGAAGACGAUGGAGCAUAUUUUAUUGACCGUGAUGCUGAACUUUUCCGGUACAUCUUGAACUACCUCCGCAAUAAUGAACUCCUUUAUCCAGAUGACAAAAUAACUCGAAGGCAGCUUCUUACAGAGGCAAAGUUUUAUCAGAUCCAAGGAAUAGUAGAUCAACUGGAGGAGGAAAUUUUUCCAUCUUCUGUGAUAUUAAAGGACAAACUGUCCUGGUUACCACAUGGUGCAAGCUGUUCACUGUUGUUCCGAGCUUCUGAUGAUGGUAAAAGACCAGCAGACUUUCAUCGUUGCUGUGAUAACAAAGGUCCUACUGUUGUGCUGAUAAAACAUGGAGAAUUCAUCCUUGGUGGUUAUACCUCAAAAUCAUGGCAAGGAGACUCAACCAGACCCUACCCUAUACCAGAUAGUCAAUCUUUUCUUUUCAUACUGUUUAAAAUUUCUGGAAAUGAACGGAUGAUGAAGAUAACUCCUAAACUGGGUGCUUAUGGUGGAAUCAUUUGUCGCUCUGAUAGAGGGCCAAGCUUUGGUUCCCCAAAAGGCUGUGAUCUUGAGGUGCUACAGGACACAGAAAGGUUUGGGUCUGAUACCUUAGCAUGCAAGCUUAGUUUAGGUUAUGGCUUUCAGUCUCCUAAACAUCCUAAAAAGAGUAUUUUAACCAGUGGGUUGCCUUUUAAAAUAGAUGAGCUGGAAGUAUUUCAUAUUGAAUAUUAGAUUCACUUUGUAUCUGGUUUCAUUUAUGGACAAAAUAAUCAAAUCUAUGGAUAGAGUAAUCACUGACUGAGUGUUCGAUGUUCCAUUUCAUAAAAAGCUGUCAUAAAACAUUUCAUUUCGGUUGCGAUCAGCAUAAGAGAUAAAAACAAACAGUUUUAUCAUUUAAAUGAUGGUGGACUGUUCCUAUUGAAUAUUCAACACCUGUAAAUUCUCAAAUCAGAUUCCUUUUUUGCCUUGUGUCUUUUCUUGAUCACAACCUUAUUGUAGACAAACAUGUGGAAAAAUCACUUGUCUGUCUUUAUAAAGAAUGCUCUAGUUAAACCAUUGAUGAACUGCAACAGUAGAUGUGCUUUGAGAAUGAAGCAUGGACUUGUAGCACUGAGUUUGUUUCAAAAUACAUGCAAAAUUCUAUUGCCUAUAGAGGGACUGUCCUCUGGAACCCGAGGGGUUACUCCCUAUAAUUGCCUAUACCAGGAGGCUCCACCCAAAAGGGUACCUUUUUUAGGCUUCAGGUACAUAAAAUGGUAGGGAUUUCACAAGUUGAGGUAUGUGAAAGGGUAGGGAAAUCUGUCAUUUUAAGUUAUUUUAAAUGGUCUUUAAUUGAAACAUUUCUAACAGAUGCACCUUAAUGUCACUGUGAGUACAUGAAAAUGACAAGAAGACUUCCCUAAUCCUUUUUUGGUGAUUUAUUCAUAAUAUGUGCCAGUUAAGAAAGUAUGUGAAAGGCCUUCCAUUUUUCGAUUAAAAGUAUACGAAAGGGCACCUUUUCUGUCAAAAUGGUAUACAAAAGGGUAAAGGGUUGGACCUCUGGGCAAAGCCUCCCUGUAAAGAACUUUGUUCAGUACCCUCCUCCUCCCCCCCC
Molecule: messenger RNA, 1925 nt
Organism: Orbicella faveolata
Lineage: Eukaryota; Metazoa; Cnidaria; Anthozoa; Scleractinia; Merulinidae
Biological process (GO): protein homooligomerization
Molecular function (GO): protein binding
Source: RefSeq, a predicted model, not a curated record